Messenger RNA from Monosiga brevicollis MX1, 1836 nucleotides. RefSeq lists its product as uncharacterized. Lineage: Eukaryota; Choanoflagellata; Craspedida; Salpingoecidae. Gene Ontology annotation, biological process: protein dephosphorylation. The transcript is spliced from 8 exons. The record is from RefSeq and is a predicted model, not a curated record. Gene Ontology annotation, molecular function: protein tyrosine phosphatase activity. Bases 1 to 1836 code for a protein of 611 amino acids.
AUGGCGGAGACUUGGGAGAUUGGCCUGUUCAUUGCGGGACUGAUUCUUUUCGGGCUGCUGAGUGCGUGGGCGUUUUACCUGACCAGCGAUGAGUAUCGCCUGCGUCGCAAGCGACGCCAGCUGGGGUACGAGGAAGACCAGGGCUCGAUCUUCGGGCUCCUCUGUGCCCUGUGCAUUGGGCCUGUCAACCGCUCUCGCUGGGAACGCCAGCAUAAGCAAUUUCGUACCCCCGACUAUGGCAAACCGGACAAAGAUUGGCAAAAGGUGCGGCCUAGCGACGAACCAGGCCAGGAGUGGCAGCUGUUGCCCCGCGGCGACGUGCAGGCUGAUGGCAAAAGACUCGCCACAUCAAAGCCGGCGCCGCCCAUGGCCGACGUCGCUAUCGCUGAGGAAAACAAAGAGGACUCGGAUGACGAGCAACAUGAUGGAAUCUACCCUGCAGCAGCCCCUGCACCGUCUAAACUACCCCCUGCUCGUUCCAUCUCCAAGCUGGCCAUACCAGACUCAGAUGCUCCUGCGGCGGCACCGCCAGCCCCCGCGAGCUCUGCCCCCGAUGUGGCAGCCAAAGCUCGUGAAGCAGUUGCACGAGCCCAGUUGCACAUGCGGGCCAUCGAAUUUGCACCUGCUGAAGCGAUUCGUCCUCCAACCAGCUAUUCACGCCCCCUGUCCACGGCGCAAUUGGCCAGCGUGGUUCACAACAUGACCAUCACCUCACUUCAAGAUGACUUUCGCACUUUGCCCUUGCAUCUGGCCUCGUCCAAGAGCCUGGGCGAACAUCUCCUGCGAGAACUUCGCGAGCCUCGCAUCCUACCCUCUGUUACCACACGCAUCCAGCUCGAUCGCCCCCCAGGCGCAAAAAUCUCUGGUUUCAUCAAUGCCAACGCUGUGCGGGGGUUUCAGGGCAAUCCAAUGAGAUUUAUCGUCACCCAAGCGCCCCUAUCGGGCUUUGAGAGCGGUCGCGUUGGCACUCAAGUGGCCUUCUGGUCCAUGGUGUACCAGUACCAGGCCCCAGUCGUCAUCAUGCUCAUCGAGCCCCAGCCUCACCGCUGCACCCGAUACUGGCCUGUUCCUGACGGCAAUCUCCGCUCGGGUCCAUUCGAGGUUCGCCAUCAUGGAUUUGACAAGCACAGAGGCUUCCUCGUAUCAUCCCUCAGCCUGACUUUGCGCGGAAAGACGCAUCGUUUCCAGCACAUCUGCCUUUCAGGUUGGAAUGAGCACGGCCUACCCCGGUCGUCCAAGAGCGUCAUCGCCCUCCUGCGAUACUUGCGCAACCUCAAAGUGCGAGGGCCCAUCGUGGUUCACGAUGAUCGGGGCCUUGGACCCUCUGGUGUCUUUGUGGCCUCUGACUACUGCAUUGAUCAAGCCCAAGCAGGAAAGGUGGACGUGAUGCAAGCCGUCUACACACUGCGCCAGGAUCGUGCCGCGCUGGUCGAGUCACGUGCCGAAUAUCAGUACAUUCAUCGCCUUGUACUCGGCUAUUUAGAUGGCAAAGACCAAAAGGGGGCAGCUGUGGCAAGCAACGCUGCUGCUCAACCUCCGCCCAAGACUAAAGCCAUGCCUUCUGAUAUGCGUGUCAAACCUCAACCCUCCAAACCUGUGUCGUCAAGUGACCCGGCCUCAGCUGUACCUGAACCGGAUCAUGCCCCGCCGUCCUAUCAACCAGCACCCAGGUACGGCAAUGCCGAAACAGCGGACCAUGGUGUUAAUCGAGUCACUCGUAGGCCGAGUGAGGAGUCAAGCUUCUCCAACAUUGCGCAGCGCGUAGGAGCAGGCAAAACUCAAAGGCAGUAUGAUGUUGACCACCUCGGCAAGGCCCCCACCUUACCAGAGCACUGA